Molecule: messenger RNA, 1407 nt
Organism: Miscanthus lutarioriparius
Lineage: Eukaryota; Viridiplantae; Streptophyta; Magnoliopsida; Poales; Poaceae
Source: the annotation of a GenBank genome assembly
AUGGCUUCCGAUCUCCCGCUCCCUCUCUUCGUAUUCCUCUUCCUCGUCCUCCUGCCGACGCCGUGCUCCUCGUGGCGACCGGCCGACGACGACGACGCGUCGGUCUCGAGGUCGGUGUUCCCCAUGGACGGUGACGUGGCCUGGGUGGUGCAGGUCAGCGACCUCCAUAUCAGCACCUACAACCCUGAGCGUGCCGCCGAACUCGCGCUCCUUGGUACCGCGCUGCGAGCAAUCCGGCCUCACCUUCUCCUCGUCACCAGUGACAUCACCGUUAGUAAGCAGCUUUGGAGGUAUCAUGAAAUCAGAACAACAGAAGAUCACAAGUCAAGCUUUUGGGAAUGGGAACUUGGAGACUGGAAGGACUCCAGAUUGAUGAGGAUUUUAGCAAUAGAUGGUGGUGCAGUCUCAUUCAUAGAUCACACAUUGAAACAGGCACUCCAAACUUCCAUCUUGAUCACAUAUCCAACAGAUUCAAGAAGUAUGAAUAUGUUGGAUUCAGAAAAGUGGUCGAUGAGAAAUGAUAUAAAUGUCCUUAUUUUCUCUGAUCAAGUUAUCCGUAAUGUGAGUGCUAGAGUCUUUGACUCUCAUAGUGAGUUUAAGAUUGUUGAGGAGAUACCUCUGCAGCUUGUUGCCAGUACUUCUGUUCACAGACCUUUGUUCCAUGCCAAAUGGAAUGCUGAAAAUUACAGAAGUUCAUCCGCUACUCGCUACUGGUUGCAGGUGUUUGUUCUUGAUUCUCAUGGUGUAAAAAUUUCAAGCGAGCAGAGACCAUUUUCAGUUGAGGGUAAGAUGGCAAUUCCCACAAGCUCAUGGACCAACUAUCUGCUCUUUGAAGUCCAGUGGGAAGACAUGUAUCAAGUUCUUCUGUGGAGUAAUUUGGUCUUCACCAUUGUAUUGUUGUUCAUCCCCAAACUAUUAUAUCAUUUUGUUAGGAGAAGUUCAUCAUAUCAAAGGUGGGCUGUUUCAAUCCUGUCAUCCCCUAUCCAGCAGAGAAAAGCUUACUUUUGGUUGGUUUGGUUUUUAAUGGAGGACACAAGGAGUAAACCUUUCUGGUUUUCUAUGAAAAAGGCUAUUGUGUUUUUGUGGCACAGAAGAAGAAUAGUAUACUCUGCUGACACAGCAAAUAUGCAUGCUGAGUCAUCAAGCUUGCUGCCAGUUGCUCCAAGGGCUUUACUAAUGAAAUUCACUGACAAGAUGGUGUCCAUGAUGAUCCAGUUUUGUGGUAGCUGGACAAGGAGGGCUCUUCUACUUACAUGCUUGAUCACUGCAGCAAUACAUUUGAAGCUCUGUUCAAAGCUAAUGUCAGCUUAUGGAAUGGUACCAGUAGCCUUGUCACCCCCAUUGGCAUGGAUACCACUGUUGUUAUUAGGUGGUGCUGCCUAUUGUACAGUUCUCCAUGUAGAUUAG